Corythoichthys intestinalis (scribbled pipefish) is the source of this 2108-nucleotide messenger RNA. Its product is annotated as AP-3 complex subunit sigma-1. Gene Ontology annotation, cellular component: membrane coat; intracellular membrane-bounded organelle; AP-3 adaptor complex. Gene Ontology annotation, biological process: intracellular protein transport; Golgi to vacuole transport. The transcript is spliced from 6 exons. Bases 264 to 767 code for a protein of 167 amino acids. NCBI's taxonomy places the organism in Eukaryota, Metazoa, Chordata, Actinopteri, Syngnathiformes, Syngnathidae. The record is from RefSeq and is a predicted model, not a curated record.
UGAGCUGUUAGAGGAGGGGCGCGGGAGGAGCAGUUUCAUUGACGUGGACGAGCAAAUCCGGAAAAAGACGAUGGAGCAGUAGCGGCGUGUCGAGAAGCUGCGAUCUCCGCAUUAACCUUAAAUCGAGACGGGAUUUGGCCGUCAAUCCCUCGGUCGCGUUUGGGUUCACGGGAGUCACACACGGGCUGAUCCUUUUCUGAUCCUGGCCCGGUCCGCCCCGCCCGCCCGACGCCUCCUCCUCCUCCCCCCACUCAGCAACAAUCAUGAUAAAAGCCAUUUUAAUAUUCAACAACCACGGCAAGCCGAGGCUGUCCAAGUUCUACGAGCAUUACACUGAAGACACAGAGCAACAGAUCAUCAGGGAAACAUUCCACUUAGUGUCCAAAAGAGAUGAGAAUGUCUGCAAUUUCCUUGAAGGUGGAAUGUUGAUUGGGGGAUCUGACUACAAGCUGAUCUACAGACACUAUGCCACGUUGUACUUUGUGUUCUGCGUGGACUCCUCAGAGAGUGAACUAGGAAUUUUAGAUUUAAUACAGGUAUUUGUGGAAACGCUGGACAAAUGUUUUGAGAAUGUCUGUGAACUUGACCUCAUUUUUCACGUAGACAAGGUUCACAACAUUCUGGCUGAGAUGGUGAUGGGCGGGAUGGUGCUGGAGACCAAUAUGAAUGAGAUAAUCACCCAGGUGGACGCCCAGAAUAAGAUGGAGAAGUCUGAGAUCAACACUCUGCCAUUCAUACGGACAAAACGGUCCCAUCUCUCCAGAUGAUCAUUGAGUCUCUAAAUCAUCUUUUUUUUAAUUAUAGAGAAGCACAAAAAAUGAAAUUGUAGGUCCUGUUGCCAAAUAUUUUCCCUGCCCAGGUGAUAUAACAGAUGGCUAGAUGGACAAUGAAACCUGGCGUGUUUGUUGCAAAUAAUAAUAAAAAGAAUUUUGAAUAAUAUUUUUUUCCCCAGUUUUUUAGUGUUUUGUAAUGACUGUAAGUGGACAUGUCUGCUGCUUUGCUUUUCCUGCAGCUUCUGCUAACAAAGCGCUAAGGACUAUUAAGGCGCGGCUGAAAAGGAAAAAAAAUCCCUAAAGAUAGAGGAAAUCUUAGUCUUAAAUUAGGCGCUAAUUUGUAUAUUUUCUCGUAUUCAGUCAUCAAAAAAUAUUUUAUAUUUUUCAUUUUUAAAGAAUAUUCAGUUUUAAAACACAGUCACAUUUUUUGCUAAUUUUUCUUGUGAUUUGAACUUGAACUUUUUGUGAAUUUUCGAGAUACUGUAUUGUUGCUUUCGAGACGAAGUUUAAAUUAACUUGUUUUUUUUUUUAAUAUAUAGAAAAAAGUUCUAAAAUACAGCAAGUCCUAUUAUUGAAAAAAGGAAAAAUAAAAGUCAAAGAAAUAGUAGGAAGGAGAGGAAAAAAAUGAGGCAACCCAUAAAAGGUUAUCAUAUUUUCCUAAGCUUAUGUUUUUAAAGGGUUUUGGUUUUCUUUUCAGUGUGGCCGUAAUACUUCUUCGUUAACAUCAAUUGAGAGUGAGAAUUACUGUCAGAUGAACAGCCAGAGACAAUUUCAUGUAGGGAAUAAAAAAAUGCUGACUGGACACAAUAACCUAAAGUGAGGCAUUGCUGAGUAGUUGGCUUCUGUAAUUGGCUAACUUCUGCUGUGUGCUCCAAUUUGACAGUGCCAAUAUAUAGACAUUGUCUUAACCUUGGUUGCAGUUUUGAGUUUUGUAAUCCAACAGGUUUUUUUUCUCUCUCAAUUUCUCUUUUUUCAAUUACUGUUCUGUAAGCAGAGGCUCAUCAGAGCUGCUCUGGUCUUUCCCCUUUGGUACCUACCGUAGACCACUCUCACUUGUAGGCUAAUUUAAAAUAACACCGUCUGUUCCUGGGCAGCUAUCAGUAACGAAUGAUCCGUUUAAUGAGACUGUCAAAAAUUACUGGCUUCACACAGGUCUUACAUAAGCCUCGUUGUGUUUAGGCGGGACACUUUGGAUCAAAGUUGGUGGUCUAUGAUAGGUCCUUUCACUUUUCUCCCUGUGCAGAUAAACUGUAAUUACUUUAACCUGCUUUAACAUUCCUCAUUCCUCUUUUCCCUCCUGACCCUGUCUAGUUCUUUCCAUUCUUCUCUCUCUCU